Molecule: messenger RNA, 5773 nt
Organism: Hypanus sabinus (Atlantic stingray)
Lineage: Eukaryota; Metazoa; Chordata; Chondrichthyes; Myliobatiformes; Dasyatidae
Gene: vill
Product: villin-like
Exons: 20
Coding region: 363-2981 (872 amino acids)
Biological process (GO): actin polymerization or depolymerization; barbed-end actin filament capping; cytoskeleton organization
Cellular component (GO): actin cytoskeleton; cytoplasm
Molecular function (GO): phosphatidylinositol-4,5-bisphosphate binding; actin filament binding
Source: RefSeq, a predicted model, not a curated record
UCCUGAAUCGUUUGUUGAGUGUGUGUCUUCAGGCUCCUACACCUCCUCCUCUAUGGUAGCAAGGAGAAGAGGGCCAAUCCUGGGUGAUGGGUUCUGCCUUUUUGAGGCAUUAAGCUGAUUCGGGUAGGAGGAAGGAAGUUGGCACAGGAGUGAGGGCCUGAGUCAUCAGUCUGUGACAGAGCAGGUUUGGCAGGCGUGGUCACAGCCUACUGAACACGGCCAGAUUCUCCCAGCGAGUCACAGGUAACACAGCGCAGGCACUGGUGGGGGUGGGGGCUGAUCUGAUCGCUCCAUCUUUCCACAGAAGUUUCUGGAAAGGACGACCCCCUUGAUUGUUUGGUCAGCUGUGAUAACCAGUCACCAUGCCAACCGUAAUACCAGAAGCCUUUAAACAUGUCAGCAAGGAGCUGGGUCUUCAAAUAUGGACCAUCGAGAAAAUGGAAGUGGUCCCUAUCCCUCCAAAGGCUUACGGGAACUUCUUCGAAGGCGAUUGCUACUUGAUAUUGUUCGCCAAGAAGACGGCCAGUGGGAUCUCUCAGGCCAUCCACUUCUGGAUCGGGAAAGAGUCCUCGCAGGAUGAGCAGGGGGCUGCAGCCAUGUACGUCACCCAGCUGGACGAUUGCCUGGGAGGGAGUCCCAUCCAGUACCGUGAGACGCAGGGCCACGAGUCCCCCGAGUUCAAAAGCUACUUCAAGAACGGCAUUGUGUACAAGAAAGGAGGUGUCGCCUCAGGGUUCAAGCAUGUGGAGACAAAUGUGUAUAACAUCCGCCGUCUGCUCCACGUUAAGGGGAAGAAGAAAGUGACGGCCACAGAGGUCGACCUUUCCUGGGACAGCUUCAACUUAGGUGACGUUUUCCUUUUGGAUCUGGGCAAAGUCAUCGUCCAAUGGAACGCGCCACAGAGCAACAGGACGGAGAGGUUAAAGGCCCUGCUGCUCGCCCAGGACAUCAGGGACCGCGAGCGAGGAGGCAGGGCGCAGAUCGGCAUCGUGGACGGGGAUCAGGAGAACCAGAGCCCUGAGCUGAUGAAGAUCGUGACGGCCAGUCUGGGAGAGCGGAGGGGCGAGCUGAAGGAGGCUAUACCGGACGAAGAGGCCGACCAGCUCCAGAAGUCCAACAUCAGGCUCUACCAUGUUUCCGAUGAGACGGGGAAUCUGAUGGUGCAAGAGGUAGCCACUCGACCGCUGACCCAGGACCUACUGAAGCACGAGGACUGCUAUAUCUUGGACCAGGGUGGAGUCACGAUCUUUAUAUGGAAGGGCAAGGAGGCUAACAAUGAAGAGAGACGAGCUGGCAUGAACAGGGCCUUGGGGUUCAUCAAGGCCAAAGGCUACUCAAACACUACAAACGUGGUGGUGCUGAACGAUGGGGCCGAAUCUGCCAUCUUCAAGCAGCUCUUCAAGAAAUGGACAGUGAAGUGGCAGACCCAGGGUCUGGGCAAGAAGCACACAGUGGGCAAGAUUGCCAAGGUGGAACAGACCAAGUUCGAUGUGACCGAGUUACAUGCCAGGCCUGACCUGGCUGCAAGGAAGAGGAUGGUAGACGAUGCCUCGGGCAAGGUCGAGAUAUGGCGAAUUGAGGAGAGAGAGCUGGUUCCCGUGGAUCCCAAGACCUCCGGACAAUUCUACGGUGGAGACUGCUACUUGGUGCUCUACACCUACAUGAGGAACAACAAGCCUGCGUAUAUCCUCUACAUGUGGCAGGGUCUGCACGCAUCGCCCGAUGAGAUCGCCGCCUCAGCCUACCAGGCGGUGAACCUUGACGACCAGUACAACGGGGAGCCGGUGCAGGUUCGGGUGGUGAUGGGCCACGAGCCCCGCCACUUCCAGGCCAUCUUCAAGGGCAAGCUCAUCAUCUUCCAGGGUGGGACGGGCCGUGGCGGGAAGACCGAAGAUGCACCCAUCAGGCUGUUCCAGGUGCGGGGCACCACGGAGCUGAAUACCAAGGCCACCGAGGUGCCUGCCCGCGCCUCCUCCCUCAACUCUAACGACAUCUUUGUGUUCAAGACAGAACAGACCACUUACUUGUGGUGCGGCAAGGGAUGCAGUGGUGAUGAGCGAGAGAUGGCGAAGUCUGUGGCCAACACCCUGUCCAAGCGGGAGAAGCAGACGGUUCUGGAGGGACAGGAGCCGACAGAUUUCUGGGCCAUGCUGGGCGGGAAAGCACCGUAUGCCAGUGACAAACGGUUUCAGGAGGAGGACGUUGAAUAUGAUCCACGGCUCUUCGAAUGCUCGAAUCAGACAGGAAGAUUCAUCAUGACGGAGGUUUACGACUUCACCCAGGAAGACCUGGAUGAAGAUGAUAUCAUGUUGCUGGACACAUGGGAAGAGAUAUUCCUGUGGAUAGGACGGUCAGCCAACGACUAUGAGAAGCAGGAGUCCAUCACCUCGGCGAGGGAGUACCUCCAGUCACACCCGUCGGGGCGCGACCCACACACACUCAUUGUCCAGGUGAAGCAGGGAGCUGAGCCCGUGACCUUCACCGGGUGGUUCAACGCCUGGGACACACACAAGUGGGCCGCCGGCGGUGGAAGCAGCUACGACAGGAUGCGGGGUAACCUUGGCGAUGUUUCAGCCAUCACACAGAUCUCCGUGGAUCUCCACAAUACCGACUUGAACAGGAAACAUGCCCCAGCCUCGACUCCCGCCUCCUCCUCCUUCAGUCAACAGGUGCCUAGGGCCCAGUCAACCCACAGCCCUCCGUCUACAGGCGCUGUACACGCCACUCCCCCCCAAUCCUCCUCCUCGCACUCCCCUCCCCUGGCCAGGCCCGUCGUCGUCAAUGGCAGGGAGUGUUACCCUCGAGAACUGCUGAUAGAUAUCCCGCCGGAGGAGCUUCCUCAAGGGGUGGAUCCCGGGAAAAAGGAGCAAUAUCUGUCCGACGAGGACUUUGAGGACAUUUUCAAUAUGACGCGGGAGAAGUUUAAUCAGGCACCAGCCUGGAAGCAGAAGGUGUUGAAGAAGCAGAACAAGCUCUUCUAGAGGGACAAGAGAUCGUCUGUCUUCACAGCAGACAAUAGGUCAACAUAGAGAGAGAUAUAUUUUUCCUUUUUUAUAUAAAAAUAAUCUUGUUCUCUGUAAAGCUGACACUAAAAUGUCAAAUUAGUCUGUAGCUUGUUCUGAAUGCUUUCAUCUUUGUGAACUAUCCAAUAGGCGGCAUUUCUUUCCUUGGCUGUUUGGAACGGUGUGUUCCGGGGCCCAGUCUGCCAUGAUCGAAUGGGAGAGCAGCUCAGAGUCACAGAAAUGGGCCCUUCAGCCCAUCUAGUCCCACAGCCCUCCAUACCCCUCCCAUUCAUGUACUUACACCAACUUCUCUCAAAUUUUGCAAUCAAGCCCUCAUCCACCGCUUCUGAGGGAAUAAGUUCCCUGUAAAUAUUUCACCUUUCACCCUUAACUUCUGACCUUUAGGUCUCAUCUCAGUGGAAAAAACCUGCUUGCAUUUACCCUAUCUCUGCCUCUCGUAACUUUGUAUACCUCUGUCAAAUCUCCUCUGCAGGGAAUAAAAUCCUAAACAACUCAGCCUCUGCCUAUAACUCUGGCCUUCACGUCCUGACAACAACCUUGCUCCUGUACGGUCUUAUGAAUGUCGGCUGGCCCAAAGGGCCCUUGCCUGAGGCUGAAGCAAAGCGAGGCAGCCUGUGGCCUGGGGUCAGGGUCGCUGUCCUUCCCGGGACCCCCCUUCCCAGCCGUUUUCUAGUCAGGCCUGAUGUCUCUCAAAGAGCUGACUGGAAUCUCAAGGUGUACCUAGGGAGGUCAGGCCUGGAGAGGAUAUAGCACCUAAAUCACAAGGCCAUUUGGCCCAUCAUAUCUGCUCUCCCAUUCAAUCAUGACUGAUUCUUCAACCACCCUUUUACCAGCUCCUCCCUGUAAUUCCUUGAACCCCUUUUUCAAUCAAUCGCUGCCUUAAAAGAGGACAGGCAGUGCUUUUUUUUUCCCUGGGGUGGCAAUGGCUAAUGUGAGGGGGCAUAAUUUAAAGGUGUUUGGAGGAAAGCAUAGAGGGGAAGUCAGAGGUCGGUUUCUUACAUGGAGACUGGUAGGUGCGUAGGCUGCACUGCUAGGGGGAAGGUAGAGGCAGAUACAUUAGGGGCAUUUAAGAUGCUCUUAAGUAGGCACAUGGAUGUUAGAACAAUGGAGGGCUAUCUCCGACUCAGGAGAAAAUCUGCAGAAGCUGGAGAAACUCAGCAGGUCAGGCAGCAUCUGUGGGAAAGAGUAACCAGCUGGUAUUUUGGGCUGAACCCCUUCAUCAGGAUCAGGCUAUUGGGUGAAGUCCCCAGCUGUCGGGCUGAGGCUUCAGCAGCUGGUGGGAACGCUCUGGAAUUAGAAUCAGGUUUACUGUGUUGUGGGGGCAGGGCAGUGCAAUCCAUGAAAAAUUACUAUAACUUAGAAAUGUGCAGCCUAUCAUGUCUGCUGUGUCAUUCAGUCAUAUCGAAUGUCUUCUCUCAACAUUCCUCCUUGUAACCCUUAACCCACUUACUCAACCUGCACUUUAAAUACAUCCAGUGACCUGGCCUCCACAGCCGCCUGUGGCAAUGAAUUCCAGAUUCACCACCCUCUGGCUGAAAAAAUUCCUCCUCAUCUCUGUCCUAAAGGGAGAUCCCUCUAUUCUGAGGCUGUGCCCUCUGGUCCGAGCUUCCCCCACUAGAGGAAACAUCCUCUCCACGUGCACUCUCCCCAGGCCUUACAGUAGGACAACUCGCCAACCCACUCUAUAGGGAGGAAUAAACAGUUGAAGGUUUGGGCUCGGACUCCACUGUGUGUGUUGCUGAAGAUUUCUAGUCUGCAGAACCUCUUGUGUUUAUUAUUUCAACUUGGUCCUGAGUGGCAGGCACAAUCCGUUCUCCCUGUCUUUAAAGAUGGUGGUUGGUUAGUCCACUUUGACUGGACGAGAUUAAGUUCCCUCCAUUUAUAUGGUUGAGACAUUUAUUGGGAACAACAUGGAGACAAAGCUAUUCCUUACCCUCUAGGAAACCUCCUUUACUAUAAGAAAAAUGGCCAUCUUUGCAGUAUUACUAAAUAUCCUGACCAGCACUACGUGACCCACAAGGAUGCUACCUCCGGUUGUAUCACGUGACCACUGUUGCACGCCUGCCAUUGGUCUAUUCGCCCAGGUCGAAGUACUUUGUGGCAGUCGUUGGCGUGUUCCUAUCUUGUCCAUUUGGUCAAUUUUGAAACUACGCUGAUUUCUCACGCAGCUCCAGUAUUUUUAUCAUUAGAACGACUGCCUUUGUGGGAUGAACCGUCUGAAUUUCUACAGUGCCUUCCACAGCCUAAGGUGAUUAAAAAGCCAAACAAAAACUUUAAGACUUGUGCAACACACACGAAGUGCAAUCUACUUUCUGCCCCCUUCCUUUCCAAUCCUGAUGAAGGGUCUUGGGCCAAAAUGUCAACUAUUUAAUUCCUCUCCACAGAUGCUGCCUGCGCUGCUGAGUACCUCCAGCAUUUUGUGUGUGUUGCUCUGGAUCUCCAGCAUAUAGAAUCUCUUAUGCUUAUUAACCUCAGAACUUGUAAUAGGGAUGUUCGACCAGAUGUAAACGGCAACAAUCUCCCUGCUGGUUGUGGCCGUCUGGGGGAUCUUCGUCAUCGAGGAGAGGGAUGCGUGGGAUCCAGCUACAGGCUUAUCUUGGUGCAGGUGGGGUGGGUGUCGGAGAGGGACCCCGAGGGAACUGCCCUCAGAUAUAGCUCUCCAUGAGAGAGGACCAUUCCGCUCUGUUUUCUUAAACUGAUCUUGAAAGUUGAAAGUAUUGUGCAGAAAUAUUAAAAGAAUGAAUGCUUGA